AUGGAAUACAUUGGCGGAGGUUAUCCUGAUUUGCCGAGUCGAUCACUGUAUGACGACAGCGAUGACGAAUCCUCAGACACAGUCGACAGCAACUAUGUCCCGACCGUGUGGAGGUUAUCCCAACGCUCGCGGUCAACCGAUGGGAAGUUAAAGUGCAAGACGCUGAUCAUCAGUGUUAGCGCUGACACGGGCGGCGCCCUUGAACAACUGUUGCAUCUACACAGGACCAAACCCAUGGCCACCCUCAUCACUCCCACGGCUGUACAGUUACCAAUCAACCAACAGUCUACCAGCGGUGCACGCACAUGCUUCUGCUACGACCUGUCUACAGCCACGACGCAGCCCCACGAUGUUGUGCUGAUGAACUGCAAGACGAGAAUACCCGCCGAGAGUGCGUUUGACUUUGUGCACACACUGUUCGAGCACAUCACGCCCAGCUCGAGAGUGGUGGUACUGACGAACAGACCUCACCUGGAAUAUGUCACAAAGCUCACGGAAGAGAAGCACGAGAUAGUCUUUCCUAUAGUACGGGCCGUGGGCACGAGUCGUGCGUAUGCCGAGGAUACGUUAGUAAACAUACAACAGAGCCUGGCCGCUCCCAACAUAGUGGACGGUGUCGCUGCAGCGGUGAUGAGUCAUUGUGAGGUGCACAAGAUCACAGCGACCGUGCACGUGUCUUUCCACGAGACGGCGGGUGUGGGCGACGAAUACUACGAAACGGCUAUGCUGCACCUGCCAAUUUUGAACGAGUGUGGCGUAGAUGUUGAUAGUGAAUCGUCCACCUCAGACGCACCGCAUGUGGGCCUUCCGGCGUCGACUGUGUAUGUAUAA
Molecule: messenger RNA, 831 nt
Organism: Sphaeroforma arctica JP610
Lineage: Eukaryota; Ichthyosporea; Ichthyophonida
Exons: 6
Coding region: 1-831 (276 amino acids)
Biological process (GO): proteasome core complex assembly
Cellular component (GO): endoplasmic reticulum
Molecular function (GO): proteasome binding
Source: RefSeq, a predicted model, not a curated record